AUGAUGGACGCUUCGAUCAACAGCUACAGCAGCCGCGGCAACAACGCACGGGCACGCCCAGCUUUCCUCCCCGUUCAAGACUUGGAGGAAGGACAAGUUCCUGUGGCUCCUACGCCGCCAGCACCGACCGAUGCCUGUCUUGGUGGGUUAGAAGCGCCAACGGCAGAAAACACGGCCAAUUCAGAAGGAGACAGCCUGAUUGAACAAGUUGGUCAAGACUUGCUGGAUUCGUAUGAUCGUGACGUGAAUAAGGAAGAUGACAAUGGCGAUGAAACUGAAGGCAAAUAUGACGAUGAAGCGAUCGCAGAGAAGAAGAAACAAAUCAGGAACGCCAUGGGAUGUUUUGCGGCUUUUGCCAGUGUCGUAAUCAUCACGAUUGUGUUGAUCUUUUUGCUCAGAGACAAGCGUCAUGUAGACGAAGUGUACAUGAGGGCGUUGGUCCCCAAUUACACUCUUUGGGCAUUCAAUGAUACCAACUCGUCCCAAUCAGAGGCCCUCCAGUGGGUAUUGGCUGAUCCAGACUUGCAAGAGUAUCCUGACGGACGCUUGUUGCAACGCUUGGCCUUGGCCACUCUGUUUCACGCCCUCAAUGGCACGUCGUCCUGGAAGCAAGCCGAUGGGUGGCUCAACUAUUCCCAUCACGAAUGUGAAUGGACUACGGCACCCCUUCAGCCCAAAUCGGUCCACGAUCACUUGCUCUUGGAAGCCUUGGGUGGAGACCAAGACGAUGUUCAGCCGGGACGUCAAGCACCACAGCCCUGUCAAUUGGAGGUUGUUGGGGACGAUGAAGCCUUUGUUCUGGGACCCUACGAGCACUUGGAACUCUACGAAAACCAUCUCGUAGGAAACCUCCCUCCUGAAGUGGCAAUCUUGACGGCCUUGAAGACGUUGGUGCUGGAUGCCAACUCUCUCACUGGAUCUCUUCCCACCGAGAUCAGAACCAUGUCCAAGUUGGAGAUUCUGAGCUUGCGGGACAACGAGCUCACGGGACGCUUGCCGGGGAUGGAAAAGCCCAACAAUCUCAAGACCCUCGUAUUGAGUGGCAACCAGUUCACUGGAACACUCGGACCCGAGCUGCAGAAUAUAACGCACAUUGAAAACCUUGUCUUGGACCGAAACAAGUUCCAAAACGCAACCCUACCAACCGAACUCGAUCUCCUUAGUCGAUUGGAGUGA
This is a messenger RNA of Seminavis robusta, 1176 nucleotides long. The record is from the annotation of a GenBank genome assembly. Lineage: Eukaryota; Bacillariophyta; Bacillariophyceae; Naviculales; Naviculaceae.